GUUUACACAGCCCGGCCUGUGAGUGUGUGUGUAUACAGCGUGAGUCACCGGGAGGCGGAGGAGGUGGAGGAAAAGGAGAAGGAGGAGUGCACUGGCCGGGAUCAGUGCGGCGCACACACUCACUCACACUCAGUCACUCUCUCCGAGCGCGUCUCGCUCUCUCACACACGAGCCCGGAUCCCAGGAGCGCGCAGGAUCCCGGGCGCCACGGAAAAGUUGCUCCGGCUUUUGCUUGAGACUAAUUGCUUUGGGAAGUGCAUUUGCUCCGUGGCUCCGCCGAGCCUGCGGGAUCCUGUCCUCACGGCUAAGAACCUCGGGAACGCAGGCCGCCUCCACCUCUGUCUUCGGGACGGUCGGCAGCCUCGGCAACAAUAGCGGCGGCCGCUCCUAGCGAGGCGCCUCGAACCGGUGCCAUCGGAGGUCCGGAGACCCGAGCCGGCCUUCGACCCCCACAUUCGCGGCCAGCGUGGUCUCCGCGUGCAAAGCGAGCGCGGAGAAGCAGCUCCCGCUUUGCCCCUCUUGGGGGCCGAGCCAAGCCGGAUCUGCAAACUCCAUCCCGCGGGCUGGAAGGAGUCGCAGCGCCGGCGUCAAGCCCGCAGAACCUUCCUGCGCGGAGCAGGGGACGUACGAAGCCGGGGCCGCCCCGGCCGCGGACGCGAUGAGGGUUGGCCCCGUGCGCUCUGCCAUGAGCGGCGCCUCGCAGCCCCGCGGUCCGGCCCUGCUCCUCCCGGCCACUCGGGGCAACCCAGCCAAACGCCUGCUGGACUCCGACGACGCGGCGGCGGUGGCUGCCAAGUGCCCGCGCCUCUCCGAGUGCUCCAGUCCCCCGGACUACCUCAGCCCCCCCGGCUCGCCCUGCAGCCCACAGCCCCCUCCUACCGCUCCAGGGGCCGGCAGCGGCUCCGGGAGCGCACCGGGGCCCAGCCGCAUAGCCGACUACCUGCUGCUGCCCCUAGCCGAGCGCGAGCAUGUGUCCCGGGCGCUAUGCAUCCACACCGGCCGCGAGCUGCGCUGCAAGGUGUUUCCCAUUAAACACUACCAGGACAAAAUCAGGCCUUACAUCCAGCUGCCAUCGCACAGAAACAUCACUGGCAUCGUGGAAGUGAUCCUUGGGGAAACCAAGGCCUACGUGUUCUUCGAGAGAGACUUUGGGGACAUGCACUCCUACGUGCGAAGCCGGAAGAGGCUGCGGGAAGAGGAGGCUGCCCGGCUCUUCAAGCAGAUUGUGUCCGCCGUUGCCCACUGCCACCAGUCUGCUAUUGUGCUGGGGGACCUGAAGCUUAGGAAGUUCGUCUUCUCCACGGGGGAGAGAACCCAGCUCAGACUGGAAAGUCUGGAAGAUACGCACAUCAUCAAGGGCGAAGAUGAUGCUUUGUCAGACAAGCAUGGCUGCCCAGCUUAUGUGAGCCCCGAGAUCCUCAACACCACCGGGACCUACUCCGGAAAGGCGGCGGACGUUUGGAGCCUCGGGGUGAUGCUCUACACACUUUUGGUCGGACGAUACCCCUUCCAUGACUCGGACCCUAGUGCUCUCUUCUCCAAAAUCCGACGCGGACAGUUCUGCAUUCCCGACCACAUUUCCCCCAAAGCCAGGUGCCUCAUUCGCAGCCUCCUGAGACGAGAGCCUUCCGAGAGACUCACUGCUCCUGAAAUCUUACUCCAUCCCUGGUUUGAGUCUGCCCUGGAGCCUGGGUACGUUGACUCAGAAAUAGGAACUUCAGACCAGAUUGUUCCAGAGUACGAGGAGGACAGUGACAUGAGUUCCUUCUUCUGCUAAUCCCAAAAACCUCAGAAACCUCAUAAUUCUCACUCAUGGCAUUUCCAUUUCUAAAGAUGGACGGGCCCUCUGGCAUGGUGCCAGCCAGAAGUCCGGUCGGCACCAAGGUUGUCUCCGCAGAACUCACCGUGGAACCCUCUCUCACAGUUGGGGAGGAGUGACUGUUGAUCUGAGCAGCACGACCCUCUGACUUUAACUGCAAAGUCGUUCCCUUCUUUACCAACUACCCUCAACUCUGUCUUUGUCAGAUCUGGGGGGUUCUGUGUCUUUCAAAGGUGGCAAAGAGGGUAGCGUGGACAUCCCACGCUGUGUGGUCAACUGUCAUGAACUUGAACAUUCACAUGGGAAAGGCAGGAAGUCACCCAGUGGCAUUUUGGGCAAUAACCAUGUUUUAAUGGGGUGGCAGAUCACUUGGGUCAAUAAGCCUGCCAUCUUAGAAAAAAACUCCUUUGUAGCUGGACUUGUCGCUGCAGUUUCUCCCAUCAGAAAGCUCGCUCUUGCUCUUGGUUUGUUGCGACAUCUGUCUUUGCCUCAUGGUCACACUUACCAACGACUCUGCUCUGUUGUCUGAGCAGACUGAGGAGCUCAGGAGCCUGCCUGAACCCUGACCCCACUCUACUCCUACCCUGCCCCCAUCUCACAUGCAAUAAUGCUUUGUCCUUGACCUUGAAACUUGCCCCCUGCAGCUAUGAAAGUACUUGCCAGCUAAUCGUUGAAAAGUGCAGAAAAAAUGCGGAACUCUUGGCUAUUUCAGAACUCUGAGCUCCAAUAGAGACUGCCAUUAAAAAACAAACAAAAAAACCAAUUUGAUCACUUGGAAACCUUUGGCAUUUUCAGUUUCCUUCUAGUGUGCUGGGGCUUAGCCUUUAAUUUUCCCCCACAAGAUCAUCUCAGGGUGGAACAUUUUGUCCAGGAAGAGAAAGGAGACUCCCCACCCCGCUCUCCCAGGAGCAAAGGGUAAACCUCUUUGUGCUUUAAAGAAAGUGAAUUUUGGACAGCAUUAGGAUUCCCAGACUAAGUUCCAGAAUGAUACUGUGCCCCGCCCUGUGUGGGCAUCCUGGGUGCACUUGGGGUUUUGCAUGGUGGGUUGUUGGUACUCUCUGACUACACAUCUGUGUAGCCGGCUGCUGGGGUGAAUAGUGAGCCCCAGGUAUUUCAAGUUGGAAGGACUUUGACAAUCAUCCGAUCCAACUUCUCGCUGCCACCUCCCACUGCAGAAAUCCUCACCUUCAGCUUCUUUCCCAGGUGAGAAUCCAACCUCUGUUUGAAUGCUUCCAGAGACAGAAACUCACUCCCUACAAAAGGUAGAGCUUCACGGAGAGACUUCAACUUGCAUUAAAAAACAAGGACAGAUGAAGAGUCAGUCGCUGUCUCAGACGGUGCCGAAAUCAGGUGGAUAAACGGGUAAACAAAUAUACUGUAUUUGAAGAAAUGGCACAAACCAGGCAGGCAUCUUCAAGGGCUACGCCUACGCGAACUACUAACCUGCAUUGUAAGAAUGCUGUGUAUACCUCAUGUACUGUGUACUCUGUACAUAUAUUUUACCUUUUAUACCUAUGUCCGAUUUUUGUCUUCGAUUGAGGCUUGUCGUGUUGUGUGUGUCUGUCUGAAUAACCUGCGUGUCUAGAACCACGUGAAAUGUGAAUGGUUGUCGGCGAGGUGGCCUUGACAGAGCUGUGGGGCUCCGAGAGGAGGGAGGACGGCAUCUGUCACACUCGUGUGCAGGUGGUUGUGCGACUGUUGUAUCUUGUGAUACGUUACCCGGCUGGCAGGGACUUAGCUGGGACAGCUAGAAACACUAGAUCCUUCCUGUAUAUGUGUAGAUAUGUGAACGGUGAAACGGCCGUGGCUGACUUGUAGAGAAAUUUUAAUAAAUCUGGUUUCGUAAAAAA
Marmota flaviventris (yellow-bellied marmot) is the source of this 3669-nucleotide messenger RNA. It is a transcript of the gene Trib1, whose product is annotated as tribbles pseudokinase 1. Gene Ontology annotation, molecular function: mitogen-activated protein kinase kinase binding; ATP binding; protein kinase activity. NCBI's taxonomy places the organism in Eukaryota, Metazoa, Chordata, Mammalia, Rodentia, Sciuridae. Gene Ontology annotation, biological process: protein phosphorylation; positive regulation of proteasomal ubiquitin-dependent protein catabolic process; regulation of MAP kinase activity. Gene Ontology annotation, cellular component: nucleus. The record is from RefSeq and is a predicted model, not a curated record.